AUGUCUCAACCUGUUGUAAUUGGCGAUCCUGAGAAGGGCACGAUGGAUCUCGUCCUUCCGGCUGAGCUACCCCCCAUUCAUGCGAAGGAUCUCCACAACAGCUCUUAUAUGAGCGAGAAGUCGAAUGUCACUAGCAGUGUAGUGACGCCCACGCUUCCAUUGAAACAUCAGGAUGACAGGAAGCUAAAGCCACAGCCAAAAAAACGAGCUGGAUGGCGCAUACGUGCUCUCCUAUGGUUCAACACUUAUCGGAAAUUCUUUACCGUCAUCGUGACAUUGAACGGGGUCGGUAUACUUCUUGCUGCCCUUGAUAUAUGGCAUUAUCCACGAAAAUACACUAGUGCACUCGUGCUCGGGAACCUUCUAACCGCUAUCCUGAUGAGAAAUGAACUCUUUGGUCGUCUCUUAUAUCUAAUGGUCAACACUCUAUUCGCCAAGUGGACACCACUUUGGUUCCGCCUUGGUUGCACAUCAGCCCUCCAACAUCUUGGCGGCAUUCACUCUGGUUGCGCGACUUCUGGAUUUGCAUGGCUCAUUUUCCGCGUUACUCUCAUAUUCAUUAACCACAAAAAUAACCACGAUGCCAUUCUCGUCACGGGUGUCGUCACCAAUAUCGCUGUCGCAAUCAGCAUCGCGAGCGCUUUCCCAUGGGUACGCAACACGCACCACAAUGUAUUCGAGAGACAUCACAGGUUCAUCGGAUGGCUUGGUCUACUGUCGACUUGGGUGUUUGUCGUCCUUGGAGACAGCUAUGACCUCACUACCCACUCUUGGAACCCAGACGGCGCUACCAUUCUGCGACACCAAGAUUUUUGGUUCGCGUUCGGGAUGACUGUAUUUAUAUUGAUCCCAUGGUUCACCGUUCGUGAAGUCGAAGUCGACGUCGAAGUGCCUUCGCCCAAAGUAGCCAUUCUGAGAUUCAAGCGGGGCAUGCAGCAAGGGCUCCUCGCACGGAUCUCACGGUCGUCCAUAAUGGAAUACCAUGCCUUCGGUAUCAUAUCCGAGGGCACACAUGCCAAGUAUCAUUAUUUGAUAUGUGGGGUCCAAGGAGACUUUACACGGAGCCUCGUCACCAACCCUCCUACCCAUAUCUGGACACGACAGCUAAAAUUCGCUGGCGUGUCAAAUACUUCCGCCCUCUACCACAGAGGUAUACGCGUUUGCACAGGCACAGGGCUUGGAGCUGCGCUUUCAACUUGCCUGCAGAGCCCGAACUGGUAUUUGAUAUGGAUUGGUUCAGACCAGGAGAAAACUUUCGGGCCCACCAUCUCAGGCCUGAUUCACCGCCAUAUCGGCCCCGAACGCAUGUGUCUGUGGGAUUCUAAACAGCGAGGCGGUCGACCAGAUGUGAUGAAAUUAGUGAAAGAAACUUAUGCGUCAUGGGGGGCGGAAGUUGUCUUUAUCACAUCAAACUAUCAGGGGAACACAGAGAUCAUGGAAGGGUGCAAGGAGGCGGGGAUUCCCGCGUUCGGUACACUGUGGGAUUUCUGA
Heterobasidion irregulare TC 32-1 is the source of this 1491-nucleotide messenger RNA. RefSeq lists its product as uncharacterized. The transcript is spliced from 14 exons. NCBI's taxonomy places the organism in Eukaryota, Fungi, Basidiomycota, Agaricomycetes, Russulales, Bondarzewiaceae. The record is from RefSeq and is a predicted model, not a curated record. Bases 1 to 1491 code for a protein of 496 amino acids.